AUGUCUGAAGACAUGACAGAGACAGGAUGGAUGACAUCCGGCUCCCCUGAGCCGAGAUCACCACCGGCCAGCGGGGGCAUCAAGCGCAUCCGCCAGGCCUGCACGACUUGCAGGCAGAAGAAGAUCAAAUGCUCUGGAGACAAGCCAAGAUGUGGUAAUUGUCGACGCAGCAUGCAACGGUGUUCUUAUGAACCAUACUCGGCGACGUCGUCUGCUCUAUCUGGGAGCGCAUCAGCAGCGUUCUUGGAGAUGAUGAAAAGUUCUGCGCUUUUCCAGCGCAUUUCUGCGAUCGAGACCAAGUUGGCAGAACUCAGUGGUCAGCCACCAAAGGAGUCAUGCACGUUCGCCGGCACCGACACAACUUUUGAAGUCGAACCACAGUUUUCAAACGAUGACGCGGCAGACAUCUUUAACCUGGAAGACCAGGUCUCAAUAUCUCCAAGCGGAAGCUCUCGGGACGCCCCUAUAAAUGAUGUGGACCUGAGCAAGCUGCCCCCGGAUGAUGUAAUGCAGUCCUUGAUCGACACAUAUUUCACGCACUGCAACAAUCAACCCUACGGCUACUUCCAUGAAGAAACUUUUCGACAAAAGCUGGCCGAUAAAUCCCUUCCAAAAUGCGUCGUGCUCGCGGUUCUGGCGUCAUCCAUGAGGUUUUCGGAUCAUGAGUUUUACGCUGGAGUAAGGGCCAAAGCGACCGAAGCCUACGCGAGGGAAGCCUGGCUGUCGGUGCUCACUGAUCAUAUGACAGCAGAGGACUCACCUGAUCUGCACGUCGCCCAGGCGACAAAUAUUUUAGCUAUCAUUGAUUUUACCUCGGGACGAACCAGCUCUGGGUGGCUGAAGAUUGGCCUAGCCAUCCGAAUAGCACAGGAUCUUCAGUUGAUGAGAGAGCCCAGCGAAAAGCUGUCCAUCAUUGAACAAGAAGAAAGACGGAGGUGUUUCUGGUCGAUAUACCUCCUCGACAAGCUCGUUUCAUGCGGAAAAGAUCGCCAUCUCGCUAUUUCAGACGAAGAUUGCAGUGUCCGACUACCAUGCGACGAGACCACGUUCCGCAUUGGGGGUUUGGAGAGGAAUGUGACUCUACACCAGCUUCAUGACUGGAAUACGGACCCCUCUUCAGCUCGCGGAAACUUUCCCAUCGCGAUCUUAGCCGGCUCUGCUCUGGGGCGGUGUACACGAAACGUUCUCCACGACCGCGAAGUGGAUGGUGUUCCUCCAUGGGACUCGAGGUCGGAGUACGCCUCCAUCAAUUCCAUUCUACUUCUAGUCGAGUCUCGUCUUCAGAUGGACCAAAUCUCUAUCGACUCUAUCGUUGAAACGAACAGGACAGAAGAAGGAUCCAUCGACCAUCAAGUUGUGGGGCACGUCAUAUUUGCGCGUACGGUCUUCAACCUCUGUCACUGUCUCCUGAACCACCCAUUCCUGUUACGCAGACGGCUACGUGGGCGGAAUGGCCAGGCUCCCUCAAGCUUUCUCUUACUUGCUUUCCAAAGAAGUUACGACCACGCACGGAGUCUAAUCAACGUCCUGCAUGAUGCAGCUGCAGCCGGGUGCCAUCUCGGUGCCUCAUUCUACGCCUACUCAGCGUGCCUAGCUGGCAGUACUUUGUCACUCAACAUGCACGCCGAGAAACAUCAUGGAGGCCAGCGAUCGGCGGAAAUGCUACGCGCCACCCAGGAAAGUUUGAGUAUCCUCGAGAAGAUGGGUCAAUUCUGGGACCAUGCUUCCAAGAUGCAUCGACGGCUUUUAGCUUUCAACAGCCACGCCCAUCUGUUCACGUCACUAUUCAAUGCUCACAAAUCCCCUGAUCUGGGACCUGAACUGAAGGCGGCGCUGUGGUCCAUGAUCGACUAUGGUUCCAUGUGCCGCGAUUCGAAUCUCUCUGUGCCGAGUCCGACACUUGUCCUCCCGUCAGAGACACCCUUUUCAGUUCCGCUCGAACUUGGUGGAGAUCAGGACCUGGGCCUGGCAGAUAGCCCCAGCAUGGUGUUGUCGAAUAUUGACUCUACUGCGAUGAGCUUUGAUACUCCUAGCAUUUCUUAUCUUUUCGAGUUGGCAUCUAGCGGCGGGUAA
Molecule: messenger RNA, 2073 nt
Organism: Colletotrichum aenigma
Lineage: Eukaryota; Fungi; Ascomycota; Sordariomycetes; Glomerellales; Glomerellaceae
Product: putative transcriptional regulatory protein
Exons: 7
Coding region: 1-2073 (690 amino acids)
Biological process (GO): regulation of DNA-templated transcription; DNA-templated transcription
Cellular component (GO): nucleus
Molecular function (GO): DNA-binding transcription factor activity, RNA polymerase II-specific; zinc ion binding; DNA binding
Source: RefSeq, a predicted model, not a curated record